GUCCCGAAUGAUUUCUUUGCUCCUCUUGCAUCAAUUGUAAUUACUAUUUUGUGCUCAAACAACCAAACUAACAGUCAUCAUGCCUGUGGAUGCUGCAGUUCUCGAAAAAUUAGAAGCUGGCUUCAAGAAACUCCAGGAAGCCAAAGAUUGCAAAUCAUUGCUGAAACAAUGUUUGACAAAAGAAAUGUUCGAUGAACUGAAGAACCGUCAAACUGCAAUGGGUGCCACUCUUUUAGAUAUUAUCCAAUCAGGUGUUGAGAAUUUGGACAGUGGCGUCGGUAUAUACGCUCCUGAUGCCGAAUCCUACAGCUUAUUUGCACCACUUUUUGACUCUGUCAUCGAAGCUUAUCACGCUGGUUUCAAAUCCACCGACAAGCAUCCCGCCACUGACUUUGGUGAUAUCAACACUUUGGUCGACCUCGACCCAACCAACGAAUUUGUUAUUUCAACUAGAGUACGAUGCGGGAGGAGUCUGCAAGGUUAUCCCUUCAACCCCUGCUUGACCGAAGCACAAUACAAAGAGAUGGAAGAAAAGGUUAGCAGCACCCUUUCCAGCAUGGAAGGUGAACUGAAGGGUAAAUACUAUCCAUUGACUGGAAUGGACAAAGCCACUCAACAACAAUUGAUCGACGAUCACUUCUUGUUCAAGGAGGGAGAUAGGUAAAUAUAAGUU
Molecule: messenger RNA, 673 nt
Organism: Centruroides sculpturatus (bark scorpion)
Lineage: Eukaryota; Metazoa; Arthropoda; Arachnida; Scorpiones; Buthidae
Product: arginine kinase-like
Exons: 3
Coding region: 80-664 (194 amino acids)
Biological process (GO): phosphocreatine biosynthetic process
Molecular function (GO): creatine kinase activity
Source: RefSeq, a predicted model, not a curated record